UGCAUCUUGUGGGGAGACAGAGUCGUCAUUCCAGAAAAAUUACAACAUACAGUUCUAAAACUGUUGCAUGAUGGUCAUCCAGGCAUCGUGCGAAUGAAGGCAUUGGCAAGAAGUUACGCAUGGUGGCCAGGUAUCGAUAAACAGAUAGAAGCCUGGGUGGCCACAUGCAACAAGUGCCAGGAAAUCCACGCUGCUCCACUGAAGGCACCUCCAACUGAAUGGGACGCACCUCGUGGUCCCUGGUCCCGCAUCCACAUUGACUUUGCGGGACCCACCAAGGGACACACUUUCCUCAUAACUGUGGAUGCCUAUUCCAACUGGCUCGAAGUCCACAAAAUGAAGAGCACCACCACAGAAGCCGUCAUUAAAAAAUUAAAUAGGCUAUUCGUUACGCACGGAUUGCCUGACGUUUUAGUCUCGGAUAACGGUCCCCAAUUCACUGCCCUAGCAUUUGAACAGUACCUAGCCGACCGGGGCAUCCGCCAUGCCUUAACUUCGCCGGCUCACCCUGCGGCCAAUGGCAGGGCUGGGCGCAUGGUCCAAUUCAUAAAAAAGACCUUGCACAAGAUGGAA
Messenger RNA from Notechis scutatus (mainland tiger snake), 573 nucleotides. NCBI's taxonomy places the organism in Eukaryota, Metazoa, Chordata, Lepidosauria, Squamata, Elapidae. The record is from RefSeq and is a predicted model, not a curated record.